Schistocerca piceifrons (Central American locust) is the source of this 828-nucleotide messenger RNA. Its product is annotated as brachyurin-like. Gene Ontology annotation, biological process: proteolysis. Lineage: Eukaryota; Metazoa; Arthropoda; Insecta; Orthoptera; Acrididae. The transcript is spliced from 6 exons. The record is from RefSeq and is a predicted model, not a curated record. Gene Ontology annotation, molecular function: serine-type endopeptidase activity. The coding region runs from base 1 to 828 and encodes 275 amino acids.
AUGAGGUUCCACUUCCUGCUGUCGGCGCUGCUCGCUUUGACUGUGACUACAAGCGCGGAUGACGAGCUACAAGUUAGGCGACUGCGGACUGCUGUGACUAAUCACCAAGAGGGCGAUGUGGCUGGACGCAGCAGCAACUCCCGUCUCAUGCCAGGUGGGGCAGGUGCGGCGUGGUCGCUUUCGCGGUCGCGCAGGCGAUCCGGCGGUCGCAUCAUCAACGGCGCCGACGCCACGGACGGGCAGUUCCCGUGGCAGGCGGCCAUCCGGCUGGACCGCUUCGGCUUCUGCGGCGGAUCUCUCAUCUCGGACAGCGCCGUCCUCACAGCGGCGCACUGCGUCGACGGGGUGACAACAUUCGUGGUGACGCUGGGCACAGUGCUGGUGACGGGAGACGCCAAAGACGUGACGGUGACGACGACGAGCGCCGCGUGGCACCCGGACUAUUGGACCGACGAGAAGACGGCCGACAACGACAUCGGCGUCGUGCUCCUGGGACAGUCCGUCUCCUUCACAGAUUCAUCGACAGUAAGUACAACACUGAAAUAUGUCGACAUGGUCGUCAUAUCCAACAGCGAGUGUUCUGAAUUAUAUCCUGGCGCUAUCGAUGAUGACGUCAUUUGUGCUCUCGGCAAUCCUGAUGGCAGUCCCUGCAGUGGCGACAGUGGUGGCGCGCUGGUGUACAAGGCGUCCGAUGGCGUCUGGACGCAAGUGGGCAUCGUGUCCUUCGGCUCGGACACGGGCUGUGAGAACAGCUACCCAGAGGUCUUCACCAAGGUCUCUCACUACCUCGACUGGAUCUCCGAGAACGCCGGCGUCACCGUCUCCUAG